Dunckerocampus dactyliophorus (ringed pipefish) is the source of this 2542-nucleotide messenger RNA. RefSeq names its product decapping mRNA 2 (gene dcp2). Gene Ontology annotation, cellular component: P-body; cytoplasm. Bases 462 to 1655 code for a protein of 397 amino acids. The record is from RefSeq and is a predicted model, not a curated record. Lineage: Eukaryota; Metazoa; Chordata; Actinopteri; Syngnathiformes; Syngnathidae. The transcript has 11 exons. Gene Ontology annotation, biological process: nuclear-transcribed mRNA catabolic process, nonsense-mediated decay; deadenylation-dependent decapping of nuclear-transcribed mRNA. Gene Ontology annotation, molecular function: 5'-(N(7)-methylguanosine 5'-triphospho)-[mRNA] hydrolase activity; manganese ion binding; RNA binding.
AAAAAGAAGAAGAAGAAAAAGAAGCAGCAAUCAAGACGUACGGAAUCAACAAUAAAAUAAAAUGCUACAUAUGAAAUAAUAAAUAAUACAAUAAAGUGAUAAAGAGUACAGCAUGGUAGUGACGUAGAAGUAGUCACUAAAUUUGGCUAAGAUGUUGAUUUUGGGGCACAGGCGUCGUAAACAUAAUAGCGUAUCUGGUCAUUGAGUGACAUGAGAACGAACCAAUUAUAUUCCACGGAAUCGCCUCGCGUUAUUUCCGGAUGAGAUGUUUCACCUCCGGUCUUCGUCUCCUCUGUGUUAGCCCAUUAGUUCGUAGCCGACAUUUACAACUUUCUUUUAAAAAAUCGACUUUGGAGGCGACUGAGGGCUUCUUCAGGAAGAAGGAUGUGAGUAAAAACGCGGAGGAAGCUUCGCGCUGCUGUGGCUUUUGUUUCAGUCCGCCUCAAUGACUCCAAAACAACAUGGAAACAAAAAGAGUAGACAUCCCGUCUGGCUUACUGGACGAUCUCUGCAGUCGCUUCAUCCUGCACAUUCCCAGUGAGGAACGGGACAACGCUAUCCGGGUGUGCUUCCAGAUUGAGCUGGCACACUGGUUUUACCUGGACUUCUGCAUACCCAACACACCGAAUGCCCCUCACUGUGGCAUCAGAGACUUCGCCAAAGCUGUUUUCCAGCACUGUCCAUUCCUGUUGCCAAACGGAGAAGAUGUGCAGAAAGUCCUGGAGCAGUGGAAGGAGUACAAGAUGGGUGUUCCUACUUACGGGGCAAUCAUUCUUGAUGAGUCAUUAGAAAAUGCACUCCUUGUUCAGGGAUACCUUGCAAAGUCAGGCUGGGGCUUUCCCAAAGGGAAAGUGAAUGAGGACGAAGCACCACAUGAUUGCGCUGUUCGUGAAGUGUUGGAGGAGACAGGCUUUGACAUCAAGAAUCGUAUUUGUAAAGAUAUGUACAUUGAGCAGAAAAUUACUGACCAGCUGGUGCGGCUAUACAUCAUACCAGGAGUAUCCAAGGAUACAAAGUUUAACCCCAAAACUAGAAAGGAAAUACGGAACAUUGAAUGGUUCCCGCUUGAGAAGCUGCCAUGUCACAGGAACGACAUGACUCCAAAGUCCAAGCUUGGACUGGCCCCCAAUAGAUUUUUUAUGGCCAUUCCAUUCAUAAGGCCCCUGAGGGAGUGGAUCGCGAGGUUGAAAGGUGAGACUCCAGACAGCGAUGAAGACUUGGCAACAAAUGGCACCACUCCAGGCAAGCCAUCAGAAAAUGCUGGGUCAAAGUUCCGGCGCCUCACAGUGAAUGAAGUGUUUCUUGGUGACAGUUGUACCAAACAGAAACAGCAGAAGGCCCAGAGUCAUCUGAACCACUAUGAGCUGAACCAGAGCCAGCACUUAAAAGGCACUGGGAAGAAUUCAUCCUCUCAAAAGAAAGGAAGCAUUGAAAAUGGAUUCAGCAGCCAGCAUAUCAAACUAUUAUCAAAGGAAGAUAAACGGCUUCAUCCCAGGAGGCUGCAAGACAGUUUUGAGAAAGACAGGACUCCAUGCAGUUCUCUUAAUGGACCACAGACAGCCCACCACAAGGACUCGCAGCACCUGCUGUCAUCCAACGCUUUCCUUCAUUUUAAGUUUGACAAGGAUGCCAUAAUGAGAUGUUUUGACUUCUGAUGUGGCGGAUGAUGAAAUGUGAUGACCCAGCGAAUUCAACUUUGACCCCUAGAAACUCUUUUACACUCCAGUUUUGCUUGUCAGUUUUACAUGAUGUCACAUUGAAAGUCUAACUUCCACUCAUCUUCACUGGACCUGGACCUGUCCUGUCAAACAUUUCACAGUAUGAGCUUUCUAAAGUGAAACGUCACUUUCAGAACCACAGGGAGCAUUGAUUUCAAAGUUCAAAUUGUUCAUUGAUUUUAAAUGGUUGGUAAUUCUUUUCUGUCCGUACACGUUGGCUGCUUAGUUAGGAAAAAGUAGGUAGGUACCACUUUUCUAGUAAAUAUCUUCAGAUUUUAUCCAGUAAUGUAGAAUGUAAAGCAUUUUAUUAAAGUUCCGUUGGUCUUCUUUGGAAAGUUGUCUCAAUUCCAGAUGAUGUAUGGAAAUCUAUAGUAAGCAUUAGGGAUGUGAGAUUGAAACAUGACAUACUUAACAUUUCUUGUUAAACAGUUUUGCAAUAAUAAUUAAUUAACCACACUUUAAAUGAAAAUGAAGUUGAUAAUUGUGUGUAUGCGUGUCUGGUUUCAUUGUCUCUCGCCUCCAAGCAGGCAGGAAGAGGGUUCACUCUCUGCAUUGGUUCAAACACCUAAACGCUUCAUAGAACAACACCGUUUCAUAAAACAAUGGCGUUCGAACAGAGUGAGACAUCUUGUCAGUCAUACAGUCGCGUUGUCUCAGUGGGGGACGGCGGGGCCGCUAGCAUACACACACACAGAGUAAGCCUUGUGGGGAGCAAUGCAAGGUAGAAAUUAGGAGGUGAAAAAGGAUGAUUGCAAAAGAAAAUGCCGCAGCCCCUGUGUGGGAAUAUUCCAGCUUCAAACCGAAUGAGCAAGGUGAGCCCAUCA